AUGACAUUGGAUCUGCCUUCGGAAUCCCGCGAUCAGCCGCCACCUACGGACAGCAGGGACCGAUCAAUCACCAUCCGAGAUCAAAUGGAAGGAGAUGGUCGGAUUCACAAUUCCCUCGCCUUUGCGUUACGAGGAAGUAUAGCUACUUUAACAGCCAGGGUUGCAGAACUCCAUCGAGCUGUGCAAGAGCUGCAGAUCAAAGUCGACAAGUCGCGCGAAAAGCCGGAAUGUUCGGAGAAGGAAUUCGUCGGGGACCAAUUUCGUAGUCAAUUGCUUCCCGUAAUACAAGAAACGAUGACUUCCGUUGUCAAUCAGCUCAAGGAUAUCAAGCAACAAUUACCGGCAACGAUCGGGACUCAGUUACAGACAUCUCUGGUCACCGUAAAGCAAGAUUUGCAGCGCUUGUCGAGCGAUAACAAGCAAGGGCAGAGUCUCGGUGAUGGGUUGAAGAACUUGCAACCGAUGAUGACCCAUCUCCUAACGCUCCUCACCCCUAUAAGUCAAAUCCCUACGACAUUCACCAAUUUCCAACAGUCCGUCUACUCCUGCCUGGACAAACAAUCCCAAUCGAUCACUAGACAAGACAAGACCGCCGGACAACUUCAACAGGAUGCCAAGCGUAUUAUUGACGCCACAGGCCAGAUCAUCUCUGCCGACGAUAGAAACUCGGCUCAGGUCGUACGGGCGAUUGGACAGGCGUUGAACGGCCAGACUGCGGAGAUCGUCCGGCAGGUCGAAAAUCGGUUCUCGACUAUCCUGGAUGAGAAACUCGGCGAGAUCGAAUCAAGGCUGAAGGAACACGUUGAUAUCAAGUUUGCCGAUCUGGAAAGGACUCUGAUAGAAGCACUACAGGCGAAAGCCGUCCACGAUGACACACAGCACCCUCCCGCUCCAACACACAUCAACACCGCCGGAGCUCUCACUAGGGCGAUCAGCCAUGACGAUCCCGCGGAAAAUCCGAUCGGACCCAGUACAACUACCACUCUGAAACGCCAGUUGUCGGUCUCUUCAAUCACUGCAAGCGAGCCGGAUUGCGAUCAGGAUCCCGUCCACAACGAAUCCGAAGGUAGUGCCGGUCGAUUGUUACACAAGCCGGACGUUCAGGAAAAUAGCCCGGCCGAAUUCAAAAUCCCCUCUGAAGACGAGACAUACAAAUCCGGUUCACUUGAUGCAGUUGGGGGAAAGGCCAAGGAGACUCCUACAUCUUGGAGCUCCAACAGAGACAGGAGGAAGCGUCGACGUAUGACCGUCAGUCCAGAGUUGAGCGACCUGCCGCUCCCGGAUGUAUAG
Molecule: messenger RNA, 1290 nt
Organism: Filobasidium floriforme
Lineage: Eukaryota; Fungi; Basidiomycota; Tremellomycetes; Filobasidiales; Filobasidiaceae
Exons: 5
Coding region: 1-1290 (429 amino acids)
Source: RefSeq, a predicted model, not a curated record